This is a messenger RNA of Amyelois transitella, 6006 nucleotides long. Its product is annotated as zinc finger protein 883. Gene Ontology annotation, cellular component: nucleus. Gene Ontology annotation, biological process: regulation of DNA-templated transcription. The record is from RefSeq and is a predicted model, not a curated record. NCBI's taxonomy places the organism in Eukaryota, Metazoa, Arthropoda, Insecta, Lepidoptera, Pyralidae. The transcript has 13 exons. Gene Ontology annotation, molecular function: RNA polymerase II cis-regulatory region sequence-specific DNA binding; DNA-binding transcription factor activity, RNA polymerase II-specific; zinc ion binding. The coding region runs from base 883 to 2865 and encodes 660 amino acids.
AUAAAAUAUUACAGAUGAAAAAGUAUCUAUAUAAGAAUAGCGUCCCAAAAAAUCACCGUAUCCAAUUUAUUUUAUAAAAAUCAAUAAGAAAAACAGAAUAUAGGUUAUAACCUCUAAAAAUAUUUAUUUUUUUGUAACAGAUUAUUUUAUUAUUACUUAAAAAUAUUAGAAAAAGUGAACUUCGUGAAGUUACAUGGUUAUGGCGCCAAAUUAAGAACAACUUGUUUUUUUUAAUUGACAGAUCUUGCUUGACAGAUAACGUAACGUUCAGAACAGUAACUACACAUUCUGAAAGAUGUGUAAAAUAUACACAGAUUAAAAAACAUUAUUUGAUUGUAUGUGAACUCACGGCAUGGGCCGGAAAUAAAUCACAGGGCGCAAAAUAUGAAUUAUCAAAUAGUUAAAUUAUUGAAAAUAGAAUGGAGAUAUUUCUUUCUCUCUUUUUAAUUUAGUACUUUAUUAUGAAUUUCAAAAACGUACUUAUCAAACGUUUCAAACGUUGGCUAAAAAUAAAUUAAACGAAUGUGAGUGACAUUGACAAUUUGCAAUCUAUCAAACAAAAAACGUCAAAUAAAAAUGGCAGAACCAAAACUAAGCGUCUUGUGUAAAAUUAGACAUUCUACAACCAAUAAAUGAUUUUAAAUUAAUAUGAUUUUAUCAUUCAUUCGUCGCGUUCAUUAAAGAUAAUUGUUUAAUGGGAUGCACACAUUUACAGUUGAAAUGAACUGAUAUUAUUGGUGUAUUUUAAUAAAUUUAAUGUUGUCCUAUGAAUAGAAGUUCUAUGAUUUUGUAACUCUAUUUUAUAUACGGGUGCCGCGCGUGUAUGAAAACCUAAGCGAAUAAUGAUUUUUAAAGUGUGAAUUAAACAAACAUUUUAUCGCCAUGGAAACUGAUAAAGUUUGUAGGAUAUGUCUCAUAACGGGUGUAAAAAUGUAUGACGUCCAGAGUUAUCCUAUAAAAAAAUACUUAGAGGCCAUAGUUGGAGUUAAUUCUCUGGGAGAAAUGUUACUACCAUCUUCCAUUUGUUUUGAGUGCCAAGCUCUGACUAGAAAAUAUUAUUUCUUCAAGGAGCGGUGUAUGAAUGGACAGGGGGCUCUACUUGAUAUGCUGAGUAUAUAUGGGAAGAUAAAUGUGGCACAACUGCCACAAUUGAGGGAAUCCUUCAAAUUGAAAUCUACUUUGAUUAUUGACAAUCAGACCCAUUUCAUUGACUUCUGCUAUGAGGAGAUCAGUUUCAAUGAAUCACAGAAGGAAGAAGUUAAAGUGGAACCAUUUGAAGAUGACACCCUGGACUUCACAGAAGCACUGGAGGCUGAUGACUUGCUGGAAACCAUAAAAAAAGAAGAUCAUAAAUUUGAAGUGUUCCUCAAUUCACCCAUGUCAAGUGAUGAUGAGCCACUUUCCACACAUAAGAGAAAUAAGACUGAAAAGGCAGAGGUGAUGAUAGAAGCCGAUGCGCCAGUAAAGCGCAAACGUGGGCGACCGCGAAAAGGAGAAGGUAAAGCAAAUAUUGAACCUGGUGAUCAGCCCCCCAAACGUAAAUUCAAGCGCAGAGUCACUGAGAACACUGGCGGAAUCUCUGAGGAGGAAGACUUUGAUUUGGAGCAAUUUGUGGAAAUUAUUAAUUUAACUCCUGAGGAGCAGCUGCAAGAAAUAGAAAAAAGAAAGGAGUCUUCAAACUAUCAGAAUUCAGCAUUCCAGUGCAACUUCUGCUACAAAGGGUUCAUUAACUUGCAGGCUUUUAACCACCACAGCGCGAAACAUGACCCCAGCGCGGGCAACAUAAAGUGUCCCAUUUGCAAGAUCCGUUUCAAGAACAAACGGGCAUACACGAAACAUCAAACUAAUCACGAGAAGAAAUACAAGUGUAAAUCGUGCCCUUACGUCUCCAAGACGUCAACGCAAGCGAAGCAGCACCAGAGGUGGCAUAAAGGAGUGACGUACAAGUGUCAGUAUUGUGACGAGAUCUCCACCAAAUGGACGUCGUAUUUGAGCCACGUCCGCAUAAAGCACCCAUCGGAGUUCAUUUGCGGAGUUUGCGGAUAUUCGUUUGUGAGCCGUCUGGGGCUCGCCAUGCACAGAACUAUGAUGCACAAGGGGGUACAGGAUAACCAAGAACCCGAAGGUGAUCUCAAGACAGAAGAAUCUAGGCCUUAUUGCUCAGUGUGCAACAUUCAAUUUGUCUCCGAGGAGGCGUUCAAGCGGCACAUGGUCAUGUCCGCGAAACACACCAAGAGUAAUGAGGAUAGUCACGGCUGUAAAACGUGCGGCGAGAGUUUCCCAAGCGCGGAAGCACUCCGAGUUCACCACCGCGCCACCCACGCUCGGAAACGACCCAAGAACUACGGCAAGAGACCGCCUCCCUACUCCUGGCCCGCCCCUUGUAAUCAUUGUGGCGAGCACGUGGCCAACGGGCGCGCGUACUGGACGCACUUCCGGCGCGCGCACCCCGGCCUGCCCUACCCCAUCCGCAAGGACUACGUCUGCGACGUCUGCGGGAAGAGCUUCCGGGGCAACGCGUUCCUAGUGUACCACAAGCGUACGCAUACGGACGAGCGAGCGUACAAAUGCUCGCUCUGUCCGAAAGCGUUCCACAACCGCACCAAUCUGCACAUGCAUCAAAAAACACAUUCAGACCAUCGGCCACACCCCUGUUCUGUCUGCUUCAAGGCCUUCAAGUCUAAAGGAGCCUUGGACAGGCAUUUCCGGAGCCACACGGGCGUGAAGCCGUACGAGUGCGAGGUGUGCGGCAAGGCGUUCAACCAGUCCAACAGCCGCAAGCUGCACGUGCGCACCGUGCACCUGCGCCAGCCCGCGCCCUACGUCAGCCGCGCGCGCGACCGCCGCCACCGCCCCAACGCCUAGUGUGCAGGUGCCUGCAGCCAGCUGGGUGGGACAUAGGAGCUCUACCGCUUCUAAAAGUGAUGACGUUCGAGUAUCGUGACGCGCGGGCUGCGGCCGCUUGGGUGGGACAUAGAAGCUCUACCGCUACUAUGUGAAAGUGAUGACGUUUUAACUAUCGUGAAGUUGAAAGUUAUGUGUUGAAAAGAAUGUGUAAUGUCUAAGAGUGCAACCAGUUCCGAGUAUGAUAACGUGCUCAUCAUAAUAGGCUAUUUGACAAGUUUUUUAAAACCCAGUUUAUUUAUAUUAUUUAGUAGGAGUUAAAAAACUUAAUAAAAGUAGUAUUUUUUAAUUUUGGUACUUAUUCGCUGAAAAAAUCAAAUAUAAAAAUCAAUAUUUCAAUAGCGCGUAAAAAAGCGACUUUGACAAUAUGGCGCUACAGGGGGGUCGGUGACGUCACCUGCUUGUAUUGUGACCUGUGGUACAUAUCACUCUUAAACAUUUGUUGCAAACAAGAAGCGAAAGUGACAUAGACAGUGAUUGAUAGAAUUGGUAAAAUAUUAUAAUUGAAUCACACAAAACCAAUGUAAAACAGUUUCGAAUGCUAUUUCUUUCUUUCUUUUCUAUAUUAUGGCUUCCACCUGACUUUCGGUGAUUCUGCCAAUGUCAUGGUUUGAAGAGACACGAAGUUACGAAAUUGGACGGUAUACGAUCUGCAAGAAUAAGGUUAACAAAUGUACAAACACAACGAGUAGGUAUUGUCAGUAAAAGAGAAAAAAAGUUAAUGAUCAUAAUGUGUAGUGAAUGUGUACGGUAUGAAAGUUUUGUAGAACAAGGCACAUAAGAAGAGAUUUCGGAGGUAGGAUCGAAUGCUAUUAUAUUCUCUAAUAACACAAGUAAGAGCAAGUAGGCAAAUGUCAAGUUCAACGAGCAAGUAACGUCAUUAUCAAUCCGCCUAAUCAGGAGCGUUUUGGGUCACGUGACAAACUAUUAAAAAUGUGCAUUUUUAGUUAUGAAUUUAAUUAUAUUUUUAAACUCAUUAUAAAUACUGGUGACAAUAAUUAACACUAUAUUUUUCACAUUGUCAAAUAGCCUAUUCUAUAAGAGAUGAGAUUUUACAUAGUUACUGGCUGAUGAAAUACUGGUUGUGUAGCAAAACCUGAAACCAGUCAAACCAGUCAGCCGCAACUGUAAUAAGCGGUACAGUUAGGGGAGAAGGGCCCAAAGCAGGUCACUUAAAGUAAACUAUAUAAUAAAAAUGCAAUUUUAACUAUUAGGUUCCUUUUAAUUAAACAUUUACGAAAAGUAUUUAUUAAACUUAAUUUAUAAAAACAAAAAGUAUGCAUCUUAUAAGUAUUUUUCAAGUUAUAUCAAAAUCAAGUGAAUGUAUAGUUUUACCCGCUUUGCCCGUAGGCAGUGCCCAAAGCAGGUAUGCUGUCUGGGCAAAGCGAGUAUGCGAAAAUAAUAUCUUAUUCUAGGAAACUUUGGCAGCAAAUCAAAAAGGUAACUCAUAUUGUGCGCAUACCUGACAAUUUUACAAUCAAACCUGACAACUUAACUUUGGUUCUCUUUUGUCUAAUGCAAAUCUUUGACAUAUUUAACGUUAGCAGUAAACUAUCAAAAGUAGAACAAGUUAUAAAUCCAAGAAAGUUGGACCAGAAAUCCAUCCAUUAUCAGUACAAACGGCUUCAGUGCCUGGUGGUGAUCCAUCCAACAGUCGUUCCUGCAUGCGUUUUCGUCCAAAUAUCAUAAACGGUGGUAUAAAACCGCCAGCUGCAUUGCAACAGCAUACGAUUGUUGUCAAUUUUCCUCUUUCGACACUAGAUAUGACUCCUACUUGCUUUUUGCCUGUUUUUGAGAGAACUUUUGGAGGCUUGUUGCUGGUUGUUUGGAUGCCCGUUUCGUCAACAUUAUAAAUUCUCGUAGCAUCUACUUUGUGUUUGUCAAUCUGCUCUUCUAGGAGAUUGAAGAAUCUUUCCACCUGUGGCCUAUUAAAUCCUCGGGCACGAGCUACUGAGGUCGGUUCGGGUUGUCUCAAUGUAACUUCAGGAUGUCUAAUUCUAAAACUUUUGUACCAAUCAUCUCCUGCAGUAUUUUGUUUGAAUGGAUGAGGUAUAUUAUUGGCUGUUGCAUACUCGAAAGCCAGACGGCAAAAUUCUUGUUUGUUCAGGCCAUAAAACAAGUUGUCCAUGUGAAAUAAAUAUUCAAUUAAUUCUGUUUCUUGUUCUUCUGUAAAAACGCAACGAAAUCGGCCAAGACUUUUUUCCGCAGAACCUUUUUUAAUAUGUCUUUGUAGAGUUGACAAAUUAAUACCAUAUCUUUUAGCAGCAUUCCUGACUGAUGUUUUUCCUGCCUCUUCCAUUGCUAGCUUCAUGGUUGUAACAUCCCACGAUGCCUGUUGAGUUUUUCUUUUGUAUUUCUGAACCAUCUGGAAAGGAAAUAAAAGUAAUAAUUUAUAUUAUUAAAUAUAGGGCAAAACGGGUAGGGGCAAAUCAGGUACCCGUUUUACCCCUACCCUCUUUGCCUAAAAACACGUUUUAAAUGUUCGACAACAUAACCUGAAAGCCUUAAUCGAUAAUGAAACAGUUUAUUAGGAAUUCAAAGCUAAAUUCAUGAACAAAAACACAUGCAAACUUACAAAAAGACUAUUCAAGCCACAAUAGAAUAAUUCGAGUUCACAUACCUUGAUAUUUUUUAACAAAAUCUCCGAAAAACAACUUUUGUCACUCCCACAAAAACUACGCGACUCCGGCGCCUCGGCCAAACUGACGCUUGUUGGGAUUUGUUCGGGUGUUCCCGCACACUUUUGCUUUUGCUAUAAUUCAUUGAACAUAUUGACAAUCGCGCUGACCUGCUUUGGACCAUGUACCCGCUUUGGGCCCCCUUCCCCUACACCUAAUUAUUAAUGAAUUCGUCAUGUAAAUAUUGUCGAGCUUAAAAUUGUAUUUUAGAAUAAAUUACCGGUCUUAUAAAAUUUUUAUCUUUAUUUUUGGAACCCUUAAAUAGUCAUUUUUAAUCAAUUCGAUAGAAGAGUAAAAAAAAAUUACGUAUUGAUUGAUGGAUACCGACAUUACUGCGGUGAAUUCUCAUAAUUAUAGUUUCGAAAUUUUUUUCACUUUUUGUUUUAAUUUAUCUUCCAAAAUCGCCAACACGUCUGUUGCACAG